AUGGAAGAGUAUCAAAGUUUAGGUCACAUGUCACCUGUGGAUUCAUAUGACCUGAAAAACCAUUAUUUUUUACCGCACCAUGCCGUAAUAAAAACCGAUAGCGCCACCACGAAAUUAYGUGUCGUUUUUGACGGCACGUGCCGAACUACUUCGAACUUAAGCCUAAACGAUGUAUUAUUGAAAGGUCCUGUAAUACAGGAAGAGCUUGUUACCUUGUUGGCGCGAUUUCGGACACAUAAAUACGUUAUAACAGCCGAUAUUAAGCAAAUGUACCGUCAAGUCCUGAUCGAAGAAAAGCAUCGAGAUUAUCAAUUAAUAUUAUGGCGUCCUAAUACUAAUGAAAAAAUACAAAUAUAUCGUUUAAACACCAUAACGUAUGGCACCGUUCCAGCUUCGUUUUUAUCGACAGGCUGUCUACACAAGUUGGCAGAAGAAGAAUUGACAAAUCAUCCGGGUGCCUCCGAAAUCAUUCAAAACGAUUUCUAUAUGGAUGACCUGCUGUCGGGAGCAAAUACAAUUCCAGAUACUAUACGUAUWAGAGACGACGUUAUAAAUAUUUUACGUAAAGGUGGUUUUGAGUUACGCGAAUGGGCAGCCAAUGAUCCUAUUUUACUAGAAGGUAUACUUGGAUCAAAUAAUAAUGAAAAGAACUUAAUUAUGGAGUUGGAUAACGGUCCUACAAAAAUUUUGGGACUUAUUUGGAAUCCAAAAGAUGAUUUAUUGCAGUAUAAGGUUAUACCAUACGAAAGCGGCUCCAUAAUUAACAAAAGAAAAAUACUGUCAGACAUCGCAUCCAUUUAUGAUCCACUUGGUCUUAUAGGUCCUAUUAUGAUAUUUAUGAUGAAUAUUAYAACUCGGGCAAAAUUAUUCUUGAGAACACUUUUUUGCAAGAAAUAUGAAUGGGAUGAAUCGCUUCCAGAAGCAAUAGAAAACGAAUGGAUUACAUAUAGGACUAAUCUAUACUCCUUAAGACAAGUAAAUAUUCCGCGAGGUCUAAUAAUCGAUGAUGGUAUCAAAGAAAUACAGGUGCAUGGAUUUUCUGACGCGUCUAUUGAAGCCUACRGAGCUUGUUUAUAUUUAAGAGUAACUUAUUCGACAGGAAAGGUCGAAGUACGAUUAAUCGCCGCUAAGUCGCGAGUGGCAACUUUGAAAGCAUUGUCCAUCCCGCGUCUCGAGUUAUGUGCCGCGGUACUCUUGUGCAGAUUGUCUAACAAAAUAAUUAAAAAAUUAAAAUUAAAAAUAAGUAGGCGUUACUUGUGGACCAAUUCGACAAUAGUGAUAGCUUGGAUWUCAUCACCUUCAGCAAAUUGGAAUGUGUUCGUCUCCCACCGAGUGGGUGAAAUUCAAGACUUGACGUCAGCUCAUGAGUGGCKUCAUGUGAAAGGUGAUGAUAAUCCCGCUGAUGUUAUUUCUCGCAGCCAAGAUCCUGCUAUGAUAMAAGGCGAAAAAAUCUAG
This is a messenger RNA of Diuraphis noxia (Russian wheat aphid), 1455 nucleotides long. RefSeq lists its product as uncharacterized. The record is from RefSeq and is a predicted model, not a curated record. NCBI's taxonomy places the organism in Eukaryota, Metazoa, Arthropoda, Insecta, Hemiptera, Aphididae.